GUCUGCCUGGACAGAGCUGGGCUGGCCGGAGUCCGUACCUUAUCUCGAUAGGCCUCCGUCCCCACUGGAGUUUUAUCGGGAGUGGGUGAGUCCAAAUAAACCCUGCAUAAUUCGCAACGCCAUCAGCCACUGGCCGGCUCUGAAGAAAUGGACCUCAGCGUACCUGAGGGAGGUGGUGGGUCCCAAGGUGGUAAGUGUGGCAGUGACACCAAAUGGUUAUGCAGAUGCAGUGUUCCAGGACCGUUUUGUCAUGCCAGAGGAACGCCAGAUGCCUUUCAUGGACUUUUUGGAUAUUGUGGAGAAGAAAGUGACCUCUCCCAACGUAUUCUAUGUGCAGAAGCAGUGUUCAAACCUCACUGAGGAGUUUCCUGAACUUGUCUGUGAUGUGCAGCCUGACAUACCAUGGAUGAGUGAGGCACUGGGGAAGAAGCCUGAUGCUGUGAAUUUCUGGCUUGGGGAGUCAGCUGCUGUGACAUCUUUACAUAAAGACCAUUAUGAGAACUUGUACUGUGUGGUGUCUGGAGAGAAAUAUUUUCUACUGCAUCCACCAAGUGACCGUCCCUUCAUCCCAUAUGAGCUCUAUCAGCCAGCAACCUAUCACGUAUCAGAAGAUGGUUCAUUUGAAAUUGUGGAUGAGAAGACCACAGAGAAGGUGCCCUGGAUCCCUCUGGACCCCUUGAACCCAGAUCUAGAACUGUACCCAGAGUAUGCUCAGGCAAAACCUUUGCAGUGUACAGUGAAAGCUGGUGAGAUGUUAUAUCUGCCUUCUCUCUGGUUCCACCAUGUUCAGCAAUCACAUGGCUGUAUUGCAGUGAAUUAUUGGUAUGACAUGGAAUAUGACAUUAAGUACAGCUAUUAUCAACUACUAGAUUGUCUCACAAAAACUGUGAAAAUGCUGUAGCAAAAGUGGGAGGCUCGAGCUUGUGAUGUCUGUUUCUGAUGUGAUACAAUCAUCAGCAUCUGUGACUGGAGUACAAACAUGAUUCCCCCAAAAAUAACUGAACAUUAAAUGAUGGUCAACAACGCCUGCUGAACA
Molecule: messenger RNA, 1036 nt
Organism: Sturnus vulgaris (Common starling)
Lineage: Eukaryota; Metazoa; Chordata; Aves; Passeriformes; Sturnidae
Gene: JMJD7
Product: jumonji domain containing 7
Source: RefSeq, a predicted model, not a curated record